Molecule: messenger RNA, 1869 nt
Organism: Motacilla alba alba
Lineage: Eukaryota; Metazoa; Chordata; Aves; Passeriformes; Motacillidae
Gene: DLK2
Product: delta like non-canonical Notch ligand 2
Biological process (GO): establishment or maintenance of epithelial cell apical/basal polarity; heterophilic cell-cell adhesion
Cellular component (GO): protein-containing complex; plasma membrane
Molecular function (GO): calcium ion binding
Source: RefSeq, a predicted model, not a curated record
CGGCGGGAGCAGGGCAGGGGUGUUCAUCUCGGUGGGGCCACACUGACCAUGCUCAGGAGCUUCUGUCUCCAGCUCAUGUCCUUGAUUUGGAUCCUCUUGGCCCAUCACCAGCUUGUGCAAGGGGAUGACUGCAGUGAGCGCUGCAAUCUCGCCCACGGCUGCUGUGACCAGGAUGGGAAGUGCAGGUGUGAUCCAGGCUGGGAGGGGGAGUACUGCGAGGAGUGCGUGCGUAUGCCGGGCUGUCUUCACGGGACGUGCCACCAGCCUUGGCAGUGCAUCUGUCACUCCGGCUGGGCUGGCAAGUUCUGUGACAAGGAUAUACACAUCUGUGAACACCAGUCCCCCUGCCAGAACGGGGCACAGUGCAUCUACGAUCGAGAUGGGGAGUAUUCCUGCUUGUGUCCAGAAGGUUUCCACGGGAAGGACUGUGAGAUGAAGACAGGGCCAUGUGAGAAGGCAGGGUCUCCCUGCAAGAAUGGUGGGCAAUGUCAAGACGAAAAUGGCUUUGCCAGUAACUUCACCUGCCGAUGUCUCGCUGGCUUUGUGGGGGCUCUCUGUGAGCACGAUGUGGACGACUGCCUGAUGCGCCCCUGUGCCAAUGGAGCCACCUGCCAUGACGGCGUCAACCGCUUCUCCUGCCAGUGCCAGGUGGGCUUUGAAGGGCGUUUCUGCACCAUCAACAUCAACGACUGCGCCAGCCAGCCGUGCAAAAAUGGGGCGAAGUGCUAUGACCGCAUCAAUGACUAUGACUGCUUGUGUCCUGACCGUUUCACUGGCAAAACCUGUGAGAUCUCCAUCCCCGAGCCCACCUGGUCUCCUCCCUACCAGCCUGCAAACCAUGAGAAUGCUGGAGGUGUGAAAAGCACCACUAGUGAGACGCCGGGGGUGACGCAGCCAGAGCCCAUCAGGACUGUGGUCACAGGGCGGCGUGUGGCCAACCACAGUGAGAAAGAGCCGGGGGGAGGGUUGUUGAAAAUCUCUGUGAAGGAGGUGGUGACCCAAAGGGACUCAGGGCUGAGUGAAGCCCAGCUGGUGACAGUGCUGGUGUUCGGGGUGCUCACAGCAGUGCUGGUCCUCAUCACUGUCCUGCUAAUGCUGAGGAACUGGCAGAGAGGCCGUCAAAGGUCGAACUGGUGCCAAAGCCCUUCUCAGGCUGCAAGAAAGCUCCAAGACCAGGAGUGUCAGGUGGGCAUGCUCAACACCAUCUUGAUUGAGCCAAGGAAGACCACAGAGCUGUGAGCUGUGAGGACUCUGAACCAGGCCCUGGCAGGUCAUCGAGCUGGCAAACCCCUUGAACUGCACCCUGCGGAGCCACACCGGCACCGACUGGGCAGCGGGGAAGGGCUCCCAGGGCAGCAAACAUGUCAGCAAAACCCUGGGUGUUGAGCAUCGCUGUGAUAGCCCUGCCUGGGUCUGAGCUGUCUCCUGGCUGGCUGGCUCAGCUGGCACCCACAGGCAUUUGAAGGUGGGGCUGUGUUGGGCCAGCCCUGCAGGGGAGCAAUGGUGUGCUGCCUGCAGCAGCCACGCAAGCGCCGCUAUCAUCUGACUCCAGCACUCAGAAACAGGACAGGUAGUGCUGAGGAGGGCACAGCCCUCUUGCAAGCCCAAAUACUGCCAGACCCUUUGUAACUCUUCUCUGUGACUGUGGGAGGGGGCUUUAUCCUCAUUUCUGCUGGUGUUGGGAUGCUUCUUCUGGGGCCUUUGAUACAGUUGUGGCUGCAUGGGUCUUCCUGCCACAGUACUGCAUGGGGUUGUUCCUGACUGUUUCUGGAGGCUGUCAUUGCAGAUGCCACGUCUCUAGGGAGUGAGCAAACACCCUUGCUCCCUGGCCUUGUGGUUCUGUGAGCCAGUUCAAAGAGACUUCAAAAA